AUGGACAUGGUGCUGGGGCAUGGUGCUCAGAUGUGGUGCGUGGACAUGGUCCUCAAGCCCAGUGCUCAGACAUGGUGCGUGAACGUGGUGCUCAGGCAUGGUGCUCGGCCACACAUCAUGGACAUGGUGGUCAGGCCCAGUGCUCAGACGUGGUGCGUGGACAUGGUGCUCGCGCAUGGUGCUUGGCCAUACAUCACGGACAUGGUGCUCAGGCACAGUUGCUUGGACAUGCUCUUCCUGCGCCGCAGCACCUGGCGAAGCUUCGCCUCGCAGACGGACGGGGAGGCCCGAGUGACCCGGGUGCUGCGGGAGAAGUUCCCCCGUGCUUCUGCCAUCAAAGUCGUGGAUAUAUCAGGAGGCUGCGGUGCCAUGUAUGAAAUUCACAUCGAGUCGGAGGAUUUCAGAGAGAAGCGGACGGUGCAGCAGCACCAGAUGGUUAACCAGGCACUGAGUGAGGAGAUCAAGAGCAUGCAUGGACUGCGCAUCUUCACCUCCACCCCCAAACCCUGA
Messenger RNA from Charadrius vociferus (killdeer), 510 nucleotides. It is a transcript of the gene BOLA3, whose product is annotated as bolA family member 3. The record is from RefSeq and is a predicted model, not a curated record. The transcript has 4 exons. The coding region runs from base 1 to 510 and encodes 169 amino acids. Lineage: Eukaryota; Metazoa; Chordata; Aves; Charadriiformes; Charadriidae.